Molecule: messenger RNA, 2188 nt
Organism: Alosa sapidissima (American shad)
Lineage: Eukaryota; Metazoa; Chordata; Actinopteri; Clupeiformes; Clupeidae
Gene: syt18b
Product: synaptotagmin XVIIIb
Exons: 5
Coding region: 60-1901 (613 amino acids)
Biological process (GO): cellular response to calcium ion; regulation of dopamine secretion; regulation of calcium ion-dependent exocytosis
Cellular component (GO): axon; synapse
Molecular function (GO): clathrin binding; phosphatidylserine binding; SNARE binding
Source: RefSeq, a predicted model, not a curated record
UCCAGGCCGAGGGGUUGCCAUCCAGCUGAAGGGUUGGCAUCCAGGUUGCGGGUGAGUGGAUGUCCGCUGUCAUGCCUGCUGAGGAAGAGGAGGACGAGCAGCCAAUGUGGCAGUCGGUGGCACUGUUCUGCUGCAAGGGCAUAAUCGAGGGCAUCAUCGUGGUGCUCUUCCUCUGGCUCCUUGUACAGGUGCUCUUUACCAAAGAGCUGGAAGUUCACCUGCAGGUUCUCCUGGGGGCGGGGCUUGCUGUGUUCUGCCUCUCCCUGCUGCUGGGCUGUUUCCUGUGCUUAUGGCAGAUGAGGUCACUUCCUGCCGAGAACAAAGAAUCUCCAGCUCUCGUCGCCGAUUGCUCAACCACACCCUCCGCUGAUGUCACUUCCUCUUCCCACUCUCCACCCAUGAGGGUUCUGAAUGAGGAGCCGGAGGAGGAGGAGGAGGAGGAGGCGGGGCUUGAUUACCCCUCUGCAUUUGGAAGCUCCACCCCUUCUGAUGAUGACUUCUACAUGUUGCCGUUAGCGACGCGGUCCCGAACAGACGCCCCCAAGUCGUACUUCCCCCUGCGCCGCCUCAGCUCCCCGACCCUGUCGGCCCCUCUGUACCGGCCCAUGGACUGCCCUCGCGGCUCGUUGCCCUGCCUGCCCCACCUGCCCCGCCUCAGCUUCCUGUCCCGCACGCGGAGGGCUCUGGAGCGCCGCUGCACCGUGGCGGCCGACGCCUACCCCUACACCGAGCACAGCCGCCUCACCGGCCCUGCCACCUCCACCGCCCCCUACCUCCCAGGCUCCGCCCCUACUCUCAGCCACUUCCAGACUCAGUCGUCCCUCCCCAAUUACGGCACCGCCUCCUCUGCAGCCCCCGCCCACAGACCCACCUCUUCCAUAAGCUCCACCCAUAAUGUAUAUAGAUCCACAUCCUCCAUAGAUCCCGCCCCUAGACCCAGUGGAGACGGUGGUAUGAUGGGCGGGGCUAGGGGUGGAGCCUCUGGAGCUGUCUGUAGUCCCGCCCACUCCACAGGCCCCUCCUCCGCUCCGUGCUCCCCGUCACUGCAGUUCUCGCUCUGCUUCUCGGCGGCGCGGCGGACCGUCACGCUCACGUUGCUGGGCCUCAGUGGCGCCGCCUGCAGGCUGGGCACGGUGACUGUGCUGGCCCGGCUGCCCCCGGCGCGGCCACUCCCGGCAGAGGUGAGCGCGCGCCACCGCAGCCUGAGCCCCGAGCUGCACGGGCCCGACCUGGAGCUGGCCGUCUCCUCGCUGGAGGAGCUCCGCACGAGUGUGCUCAGGCUGGACGUCUUCUCCCAGGACCUGCCUGGACAUACACACACACAGACACACACACACACGCACACACUCGCCCCGCUGGGGCAGCUGGAGCUGACCUGCAGCGAACUGGCCUGGGAGCCAGAGAUGGCCCUUACCUGCACGAGACAACUUAGACCCCUCAGAGGCAACACACAGAGAUGGUUUUCCCAUGAUGCCGUUGGGGGAGGGCAGACCCUGCCUCAGCUCUUCAUCCUCAUGCAGUACCAGUCUCUGCCUCACUGCCUCAAAGUCAUGGUCCUAAAGGCAGAGAACCUCUCCACCGGCACAGGAACACAAGACCACCAUGUGGUGGUGAAUCUGCGACACGCAGGAGUGGUGAUGUCUUCUCAAGCUACCCAGGGGGCCGCUGGGCAGACUACUGUCUGGAACUCUACCUUCCUGUUCGACCUGCCACCCGGAGAUGUCACGCAGCUGCCACUGGUCCUGGAGUUCAUUCUCAUCAAGGGUUGCCUAUAUUCAACGAGCAAUAUCGUGGGACGCAUUGUGAUUGGCCAGGAGGCUGAGGAGGCGGGGCAAGCACACUGGAGAGACAUGUGCAACAUGAGCCAAGUGGAAGUUGCCCGAUGGCAUGUCAUCCAAUAAGAAGCGCUAUAGGAUGCAUCUCAUCAAUCAUCCAAUAAGAAACUGAAUGAAACUGUAAGUAGCAGUCCAUAAUGGAGAGUGUUCAGUGGAACCUGGAGCAUCUUCUAAAGAGAACUAAAAUUGUGUUCAGUGGAACCUGGCGCACCUUCUGAAGAGAACUAAAAUUGUGUUCAGUGGAACCUGGAGCACCUUCUGAAGAGAACUAAAAUUGUGUUCAGUGGAACCUGGAGUAUUUUUGGAGGAAACCUAAAAUUGUGUUCAAUUAAACCUAGAGUACCUUCUCAAGA